UUUCUUUUUCGCAGUCCCCGCAAAACCCUAGACCCCCGUCUCUCUCCCGGCUUUUUACUUCAAUCGGACCAUCGGAUUAGGGUUUUGAGCGUAAUUUUCCGCCCGAUUAUAGAAUCUGAACUCACCGGACUAGUUGGACGGCGGUGUAACUGGUUACGCCAUUUCUGAAUCGUCGACGCUGCUUGAGCUCAAGAGACGGGAGGUUGGGGGGUUUAAAUGGCCGGAGGAUCAGAUGCAUCGGAGACUUCGACUCUGUCGUGUGCUCAGUGUCGCAAACCCGCUCAUCUUCAGUGUCCGAAAUGCGUGGAACUGAAUCUUCCUCGUGAAGGAGCCGCUUUCUGCACUCAAGACUGUUUCAAGUCUGCUUGGAGCUCGCACAAAUCCGUGCAUGUGAAGGCACAGCUCUCUUCAAUCGCUAAAGUCCUUCCUGGCGAUCAGAACUCUGAUCUGAUUGCUGAAGGUUGGCUCUAUUGCUUGAAGAAAGGGCAGUCGAGGACCCCUAAGCUUCCACAUUUUGAUUGGACAGGGCCUCUGAGACCAUAUCCCAUAUCUUCCAAGCGUGCUGUGCCUGGCCACAUAGUUAAACCUGAUUGGGCCAUUGAUGGGAUUCCCAAAGUUGAGCCAAACAGUGAGCUACAGCAUGUUGUUGAGAUUAAAACACCAGAGCAAAUUGAGAGAAUGCGUGAGACCUGUAAAAUUGCUAGGGAGGUAUUGGAUGCAGCAGCUAGGAUAAUUCGACCAGGGGUGACAACUGAUGAAAUUGAUCGGGUGGUUCAUGAGGCAACUAUUGCAGCUGGAGCAUAUCCAUCACCUCUGAACUACCAUUUCUUUCCCAAGUCUUGCUGCACGUCUGUCAAUGAAGUAAUCUGUCAUGGUAUUCCAGAUGCCAGAAAAUUGGAGGAUGGUGAUAUCGUAAAUGUUGAUGUGACAGUCUGUUACAAAGGUUGCCACGGUGAUCUUAACGAGACAUAUUUUGUUGGAAUUGUCGAUGAAACAUCUCGUCAGUUGGUUCAAUGCACAUAUGAGUGUCUUGAAAAAGCCAUAUCGAUUGUUAAACCUGGAGUUAGAUUUCGUGAAAUCGGGGAGGUUAUCAACCGCCAUGCUUCAAUGUCGGGGUUCUCAGUGGUGAGGUCCUAUUGUGGUCAUGGUAUUGGAGAACUCUUCCACUGCGCUCCAAAUAUUCCUCACUAUGGAAGAAACAAAGCAGUUGGAGUCAUGAAAGCAGGGCAGACUUUCACAAUCGAACCGAUGAUCAACGCAGGGGUAUGGAGAGAUCGAAUGUGGCCUGAUGGAUGGACCGCUGUUACUGCUGACGGGAAACGCAGUGCUCAGUUUGAGCACACUCUCUUGGUUACAGAAACCGGGGUGGAGGUUCUGUCGGGGAGGCUUCCGUCAUCGCCCGAUGUAUUCCCGUGGCUGAAAGAAAAAUAAGUUAUUCUCCGUAUCUUUUCCAUGUACCUUCCCUGUAGGGUGUUUUGGCUCAUACUUUUGUUUUGUACUCUCUUCGUUGGUUCCCGCCUGUGCCGCGUGUUAUAAGAAGAAUUACCAUUGAGCGGAUGCAUUUACUUGCACCUCAGUGUGACCAAAAGAACAAAAUCAUAUAUUAUUCCAUUUUUUUUUUGUUGUUUUAA
This is a messenger RNA of Tarenaya hassleriana, 1631 nucleotides long. RefSeq names its product methionine aminopeptidase 1A. Lineage: Eukaryota; Viridiplantae; Streptophyta; Magnoliopsida; Brassicales; Cleomaceae. Gene Ontology annotation, molecular function: metalloaminopeptidase activity. Gene Ontology annotation, biological process: proteolysis. The record is from RefSeq and is a predicted model, not a curated record. Bases 217 to 1431 code for a protein of 404 amino acids. The transcript is spliced from 16 exons.